AUGUGGACAACGACACCACACAUUGCUGCAUUAUCCGUCCCAACCACAGACCCGUCCAAUACAAAAUGCUACACUACAAAACACCUCAUCACUGGCAAUCGAACCAGCACUCAAUCUGAACAGCAAUUGCCAACCUAUUCAAAUGCUUCACAACGAAGCAUUUUGCUAGCAACGGCACGAGUGAUUAUCUUCAAUCCUGAUAACGGUCUGCAAGCUACCCUCAACGCUCUCAUAGACCAGGGUUCCGAAGCUACGAUAGUCUCCGAACAUGUUGUACAAUCUCUACAUCUAACACGCACCUCCAUUGCUGGUGUCGGCCAAGGGCUGUCGUUGGCAGACCCCCAGUACUACCGGCCAAAGCGGGUAGAUUUGAUAAUAGGCGUUGACCUAAUGGCACAAAUCAUAUUGCCAGGCAUAAAGGUGGGAGCGCCAAACGAACCAAUUGCUCAAAACACUCAACUAGGCUGGAUCUUGUCCGGCAGGACACAGCCCCCACGUGAAGCAACUCAUGUCGUAUGCCAUCAAGCAGUUUUGGACACUGAAUCACUGUUAAAGCAAUUCUGCGAGGUUGAAUCUGUUCCGGAACGCCGACUAAACACAGCUGAGGACGUUUGGUGUGAAACAUUUUUUCAGCAAACGCACAAAAGACAACCAACGGGCAGAUACAUGGUUCGACUGCCAUUAAAAACAAUUUUCGACCCCUCGAUGACCUUAGGUAAAUCGCACCAAAUAGCACUAAACCGCUAUCUCCAACUAGAACGCCGUUUAACCAAAACUCCCGAGGCUUGGCAACGUUACAGUGAUGGUAUAAAAGAAUAUUUCAAACUUAACCAACUCGCACCUGCAACAACUAGCGAGAGGCAAUCUACUACGGUAAGUGACUCGCAACAUCACUGUUCUUCUUGUGUAUUGCCACAUCACGCAGUCUACAAAGAAGAGAGUCUCUCAACCAAACUGCGUAUAGUUUUUGAUGCCUCGGCGAAUACCAGCAAUGGAAGAUCCCUUAAUGAUAUAUUAUGUGUUGGUCCCACCUUACAAAACGACAUGUCAGCGGUUAUAUUAAAUUGGCGCCAAUAUCGGUAUGCUUUCACCGCGGACAUACAAAGGAUGUACCGAUGUAUUGACGUUCAUCCAGAAGACUCGGAAUACCAGCGGAUUUGA
This is a messenger RNA of Rhagoletis pomonella (apple maggot), 1161 nucleotides long. RefSeq lists its product as uncharacterized. Bases 1 to 1161 code for a protein of 386 amino acids. Lineage: Eukaryota; Metazoa; Arthropoda; Insecta; Diptera; Tephritidae. The record is from RefSeq and is a predicted model, not a curated record. The transcript is spliced from 3 exons.